Molecule: messenger RNA, 360 nt
Organism: Aspergillus clavatus NRRL 1
Lineage: Eukaryota; Fungi; Ascomycota; Eurotiomycetes; Eurotiales; Aspergillaceae
Product: U6 snRNA-associated Sm-like protein LSm4
Exons: 3
Coding region: 1-360 (119 amino acids)
Biological process (GO): P-body assembly; nuclear-transcribed mRNA catabolic process; mRNA splicing, via spliceosome
Cellular component (GO): spliceosomal tri-snRNP complex; P-body; U6 snRNP
Molecular function (GO): U6 snRNA binding
Source: RefSeq, a predicted model, not a curated record
AUGUUACCAUUGGGCCUUCUAACGGCCGCCCAGGGCCACCCAAUGCUCGUGGAGCUCAAGAACGGCGAGACGCUAAACGGACAUCUUGCCAACUGUGACAACUGGAUGAACUUAAUACUCAAGGAAGUGGUUCAGGCUAGUCCCGAGGGUGACCGUUUUUUCAGAUUGCCUGAGGUUUACAUCCGAGGAAACAAUAUCAAGUAUCUGCGGAUCCCCGAAGAGAUUGUGGAGAUGGUGAAGGAACAGCAGCAGAAUCAGCCACCGAAUCGCAACCGUGGCGGUCGUGAAGGAAGGGGAGAUAGAGGCCGUGGUGGUGGUCGCGGAGGCCGAGGUCGGGGCCGGGGCCGGGGUGGCAGCUAA